AUGAAUUCAAUUAGAUUUGAUGGAUGUAAUAAUUGUAGAAAUGAUUGUUAAAAAGAAUGUUCAUAUUGUUAAAGAGGAAUAUGUUUAGAUUGUAUUUAUGGUUGGCAUUUAACUGAUUAAUUUAUUUGUGAAUCUUAAUGUGGAGAUAAUUUAAUUGCUUUAAUAUCAAAUGAAGAAUGUGAAGAUUCUAAUUAUGAUUAAUUUGAUGGAUGUUAUUAAUGUAAAAUUGAAUGUUGUCAUUAUUGUAAUAUAUGUAUUUAUGGAUAUUGUUAUAAUUGUGAAUAUACAUUUACAUUAAUUGAUUAAUAUUGUAUUCCUAUUUGUGGAGAUGGAUUAAUUACUAUUGGUUAUGAAUAAUGUGAUGAUAUGAAUGAAAUACCAUAUGAUGGUUGUUAUAAUUGUAAUUAUUAAUGUAGAUAAUAUUGUAAAUUAUGUAUUAAAGGUAUAUGUUAUGAUUAAUGUGAAUAUGGAUAUUAUGAACUUGAUUAUUAAUGUUAUCCUAUUUGUGGUGAUGGUAUUAUAGUUGAUUAAGAAGAUUGUGAUGAUUAAAAUGAUAAUUAAUUAGAUGGAUGUCAUAAUUGUUAAUUUCUAUGUCCAGAUCAUUGUGAAAUAUGUUCAGAAGGAAAAUGUAAAUUAUGUGAAUAAGGGUAUGAAUUAAAUGUUAUCAAAAACUAAUGUUUAACAUUUUGUGGUAAUGGUUUAGUUUCAUAAGAAGAGGAAUGUGAUGAUAUGAAUAAUGAAGAUGGAGAUGGAUGUUCUUAAAAGUGCAAAAUAGAGAUUAAUUAUGUUUGCAAAAACUACUAAUACUCCUUUACUUAGUGUACUUAUGAGAAGUAUCCUAAAUUUGAAGCUUCAUUUAUUAAAUAAGAUUAUGAAAUUUAAUAUGUUUCUUUACAUUUUGAUCAAUAAGUUAAAAUUUUAGAUGAUAUAUUAUUUUCAGAAUAUAUCCAAUUCAAUUUAAUAGGAGUUGAUUAUGAAUUUUAUAAUAUCACAUUGACCAUAGUUUAGGAAGCUUAAUAAUAUUGCACUUACGUAGAAUAUAUAGUUGAAAUUGUUAUAAAUACCACUUUGUCAUCUCUACCUGUUCUCGAAGUUAUAUUAAAUGAAUAAUUAUAUAAUGAAAAUGAUGCUCCUUUGAUUAAUCAAAAAGAUAGUGUAAGAUUAAAUCUACCUAAAUACUUAGAUGAUUAAAAAUAAAAAUCUGCUUAGGUUUUAAAAUAAAUGGGAACAUAUAUAAUGAAUUCAAUGGGUGGAGCAGGAAUUUUGGUACUAUUGCUCGGUAAUUCAUUUAUUUUAAGAGGAGUUAUUGAAGUACUCCAAUAGCAAUCUUAUUUAAGGUUUAUUAAUGUAGUAUUUCCACUUAAUUUAUUCAUUUAUUUUGAAUCAACCAAUAUUAUAUCAGUUUAACCUAUUUUAGAUAUCUUUAAUUUUAAUUAAUUUUCAUCUGAAUUGAUAGAAAUGCCUUUUGUUGAGUCUUAUGAAAAAUUAAAAUUUUAUGAUAUUAAUGCAGAUAUUGUGAAAAAUAUAUAGGCUCAAAUAUUUUUAAGCAUAACACUUUUGUCUGUGUAUUUAGGAACCAAUUUUUUGAUAUAAAUAUUUAGAAUUAUGGACCAUAAUCAUUAUUUGUAAUUUGGUGAAAUUAUUGCAUCUAUUUUAUUGAAAAUCUUUAGAAGUUGUAAUUAAAUAAAAAGAGAAUUAGAGAAGGAUGGAUUGAAGUAAUUUUUAAUGGCUAAUUGCUGGGAUUUAUUGUUUAUGUCAUUUUUAUAAAUCCGCUCUUCAUCCUUUACAAAUAUAAGAUCAAUAUUAUCAACUAUUUUAGGUUAUUUAAUCAUUUAUAUAUGUGCAUUAAUAAUAUCUUGUUAUUUUUUAAGAGGAAAUUAUAAAUUAACUUCAUUCUCUUAAUAUUGGAUCAAAAAGUUUGAUUUAUUUUUAAUCUUGAAAAAAUUAUUAUUUAUUGCAAUUUUAGUUUUAUUUUAACAUAGUUAAGAAAUUCAGUCAAUGUUAUUGUCAUUGGUUUGUCAACUUUAUUUAUUAUAUGUGUAUUUAUUUAGACCCUUUGAGAAUAAAUUAGAGUAUUUUAAUCUAAUAAUUACAGAGAUAAGUGUUUUUGUAUUUUGUUUUACAGUUAUUUUAUAUUGGAAUUAAACAAAAUCCAAUUUUGAUUAUGAAAAUUAAGUUAUUCUUGGCUGGUUUCACAUAGCUACAUUGUUAUCAGUCUUAAUAAUUAACCUAGCAAUUUAAUUAUAUGUAGUUUUAAGUAAAUUAAAAAAAGUUAUAAUAAAAAAAUUAUAAUAAUCAAUUAAUCAUAAUUAAAAUUAAUAAAUGGAUCCAUAUCCAUUAAGAAACGUAAUGGAAUAUAAACUAUGA
This is a messenger RNA of Paramecium primaurelia, 2367 nucleotides long. NCBI's taxonomy places the organism in Eukaryota, Ciliophora, Oligohymenophorea, Peniculida, Parameciidae. The record is from the annotation of a GenBank genome assembly.